UGAAAAAAACUACGAACCGUUUCUGUAUCGUCGCCCCAUCAGAGAGAAAGCCCCUCUUAAAACAGUGAUUUCUAAGCCGUUUAAUCGAUGUAACAAUGAGGGAUUCAUCUAGUAAAGCAAAUCAAAGUGGAGAUGAAAUUCUGAAGAAUUUCCUUUCAGGAGGUAUGGCUGGAUGUUGUGCUAAGACUGUUAUUGCUCCUUUGGACAGGGUUAAGAUCUUGCUACAGGCCAGACAUAAACACUUCCAGCACUUGGGUGUUUGGUCUUCAAUAACGGAGGUAGUGGAACAUGAGGGAUACCGUGCCCUCUAUAAAGGCAACGGAGCGAUGAUGGUUCGGAUAUUUCCCUAUGGAGCCAUCCAGUUCAUGACUUAUGAAUGGUGUAAGAAGAAAACCAAAAUGAAGCUGUUAUCUGGAUCUGUCGCAGGGCUAGCAGCCGUUAUCUGUACCUAUCCCCUAGACAUGGUUAGGGCUCGUCUGGCAUACCAGAGCAGAGGGGAGAUAAAGUACAAGGGGAUUAUACACACCUUCUACACAAUAUGGCAUCACGAAGGUCAGUUCAAGGCCCUAUACAGGGGAGUAACUCCAACACUCAUAGGGAUGAUUCCAUACGCAGGUGCAUCUUUCUACACAUAUGAGACAGCCAAGAUCUUCCUAUUGACCAAAGGCCCUCCACAGUUCUCCAAACCUAUACCCAACAACCCCAGCGAGAGAACACUCACCAUAACGGCAAAUCUUUGUGUUGGGGGAUUAGCAGGUGCAAUAGCUCAGACAAUCACAUACCCACUGGACAUGGUUAGAAGAAUAAUGCAGUUAGGCCACAUGGUACCAAAUUCAUCUAACCACAUCAUGCAGAACCUGAAGACUGUCGUCGAGAAGCACGGAUUCUUAGGACUAUACCGGGGUCUUAGCAUCAACUACAUCAGGGCAAUACCAACCGCUGCAAUCUCUUUCACUGUCUUUGAGAAGACGAGGGAGUUCCUUAAUGACACAUUCCCUCCCGCACCAAGCACUAAGUCAUGACGAUGGUGACUACAUCAAGAACAUUACCGGUCACUGUAAUCUCUUUCUUUGUCUUUGAGGAGAUGACGGAGGCCCUUCUACCAGCAGUAAGUCAUGACGAUGGUGACUAAAUGUACAUCAAGGACAUUACCGGUCACUGCAAUCUCUUUCUCUGUCUUUGAGGAGAUGACGGAGGCCCAUCUUCCAGCACUAAGUCAUGACGAUGGUGACUAUAUCAAGGACAUUACCGGUCACUGCAAUCUCUUUCUCUGUCUUUGAGGAGAUGACGGAGGCCCAUCUUCCAGCACUAAGUCAUGACGAUGGUGACUACAUCAAGAACAUUACCGGUCACUGCAAUCUCUUUCUUUGUCUUUGAGGAGAUGACGGAGGCCCAUCUUCCAGCACUAAGUCAUGACGAUGGUGACUACAUCAAGGACAUUACUGGUCACUUCGAUCUCUUAUACUCUCUUUGAGGAGAUGAGGGAGUUCCUUGAUGCCAUUUUUGUUCUCUCGUCCAGCGCUUGGUCAUGACAGCAGUAAAUACCUCAAGGCCCUUUAACACAAAGCUCAGCAUGUGGUUGUAAAACUGAUUGAUUGUUUGCAUGAUUAAUUGAUUUGUACAUAGUGAUCACUUUGCAACAUGGCACAAUGGCGAGCAAUGAGUGACUUAGCUUUGUGUUUAAUACAGGGCUUGGGAUAACAGGAUCUGUGCAGUCUGUCCUGUUUAAAAAUGAUGGGGUUCCUCAAUGCCAUAUUCCCGUUUAAAUCCAGUGCCUAGUCAUGCCAAUAGCUGCAACAUCCUAUACUGUCUUUGAUGAGAUGAGGAAGUUCUUUGACCACACAUCCCCCUUCCCUGGCAUCUAUUACCAACCACAUAAGA
Strongylocentrotus purpuratus (purple sea urchin) is the source of this 1881-nucleotide messenger RNA. It is a transcript of the gene slc25a16, whose product is annotated as graves disease carrier protein homolog. The transcript has 9 exons. Gene Ontology annotation, cellular component: mitochondrial inner membrane. NCBI's taxonomy places the organism in Eukaryota, Metazoa, Echinodermata, Echinoidea, Camarodonta, Strongylocentrotidae. The record is from RefSeq and is a predicted model, not a curated record. The coding region runs from base 96 to 1022 and encodes 308 amino acids. Gene Ontology annotation, biological process: transmembrane transport.